AAAAACACGAUAGACAUGUCUGGAAGAGGUAAAGGUGGCAAAUCAAAGGCGAAGUCUAAGACCCGGUCGUCCCACGCUGGGAUGCAAUUUCCAGUAGACAGAGUACACAGACUGUUCCGCAAAGGAAACUACGCGCAGCGUGUUGGAGCAGGGGCACCCGUGUACCUCGCUGCAGUUCUGAAAUAUUUGAGCGCUGAAGUUCUCGAGUUGGCAGGCAAUGCUGCCCGUGACAACAAGAAAAGCAGGAUCAUUCCUCGCCAUCUGCAAUUGGCUAUUAGGAACGACGAAGAACUGAACAAGCUACUGGGCGGAGUCACAAUCGCCCAAGGUGGUGUGUUACCCAACAUCCAUGCCGUGCUUUUGCAAAAAAAAACGUCGAAGAGUUCUUGAGUCUUAAGGCGCCAC
Styela clava is the source of this 405-nucleotide messenger RNA. Its product is annotated as histone H2A-like. Gene Ontology annotation, cellular component: nucleosome. NCBI's taxonomy places the organism in Eukaryota, Metazoa, Chordata, Ascidiacea, Stolidobranchia, Styelidae. Gene Ontology annotation, molecular function: protein heterodimerization activity; DNA binding; structural constituent of chromatin. The record is from RefSeq and is a predicted model, not a curated record.